AUGUGGAAAAAAUCGCGGAAAAAUGAGGGAAAAUUUUUCUACAAAAUUGUCCGUCCUAGUCAGAACGUGCCUGGUGUGACGGCUGGUUGGUAUUACUGUACGACGUGUAAGGUGUCGAUGGAGACCCCUGAUAAAAUCAGCAUUCACAUCAACGGUCGCAGGCACAAGCUUGAAAAGCAUUAUGGUCGAGAGCCGGCGCUGAUGGAGUCCUCGUGGAGUGGACGUAAAAGGAGAGUUUCCGAGGCAUCGACUGUUGACACUCCUCGAGAAGUGAAAGUACAACCUAGAAUGAAUAACAAGGGUGAUUGGGAGAAGAAGCGGCAGAGGAAUGAUUACAACGUGUGA
Perkinsus marinus ATCC 50983 is the source of this 345-nucleotide messenger RNA. RefSeq lists its product as hypothetical. NCBI's taxonomy places the organism in Eukaryota, Perkinsozoa, Perkinsida, Perkinsidae. The record is from RefSeq and is a predicted model, not a curated record. The transcript is spliced from 4 exons. The coding region runs from base 1 to 345 and encodes 114 amino acids.